UUUGAUUGUUGCCGAGUUUAGGUUAAGUUGCAUUUAUUACAUUUUAAAAUCAGAUAAUAAUAGGUAAUUCUAAUAAAUUAAACCCUUAAAACUAGAAUUGUCAAAGUUAUUUUGAUUUGAUAUUCAUCUUGGAUUAUUCGCAGAGUAAAAACAACAGGAAAUGUAAUAAUAAAAAUAUUCUACACCAUCAGCAUGCCAACAUUUCUGACCCCAGGGCGGCAUGGGUACAGUGUGCGGUUCUCCCGGACCAGGCCUGAUGCCCUUGCAGUCGCUACUAGUCAGUAUUACGGCCUUGCCGGAGGAGGAACACUAUUCUUCUUGGAGCUGGCUCCAGAUGGAAGUACAAUAGUUGAAGUGCAGAAGUUGGAGUGGACUGAUGGACUUUUUGAUGUGACAUGGUCGGGCACAACAGAUGGCGCUGCGGCAUGCGGCGCGGGCGACGGGGCUGUGAUCAUAUGGAGGGCGGGCUGUGCGGCCCCUCUGAGAGUUCUUAGAGCCCACACCAGUGAAGUUUGUUCAGUAGACUGGCCAAGGUCACAUUUAUUGACUGCCAGUUGGGAUACUACGGUUAAAUUGUGGGACCCGGAGUCAGAAACGUGUCUCAACACGUUCGCGGGUCACUCCCAACUUGUUUACACCGCGGCGUUCUCCCCCCACUCGCCGGCUACAUUCGCCUCGGUAUCGGGCGAUGGUCACCUCAAAUUGUGGACUUGUACAGAGGCCAGCAGACCUGCGGCUGUGGUCAAGGCUCAUGAUGCUGAGGUGUUGUCAUGUGAUUGGAGUAGAACAGAGACUCACGCGCUUGCGACGGCCGGAUCCGACGGAUUAGUCCGCGGGUGGGAUUUAAGAAGACUCACAUCACCUAUGUUUACGCUUAAAGGCUGCGAGUGCGCAGUAAGAAGAGUACAAUUUUCGCCGCACGCGCCGUCAGUGAUAGCGGCUGUUUCUUACGACUUCACAACAAGGAUAUGGGACCUAAAACGCGGCUGUGACCCAUUGGAGACGAUCCGCCACCACUCGGAGUUCACGUACGGGCUGGACUGGAGCCCGCUGCGCGCGCGCCAGCUCGCCGACUGCGGCUGGGACUCGCUCGUGCACGUGUUCACGCCCAGGAGCCUCUGUUGAGAGAUAACCAAGAGGUGUUCAAAUUUGGAACAUUGUGACUGACUGCGGCUGUGCUUACGAACUGAGUGAUGUGCCAAAUGGUAGCACUAGAAGUGCCAACUUUAUUUGUAAAGUACUAAGGUUCAAAAUCGCUUGCCAAGCGAUUGGUGCAUAGUUCGAACAGGGAAUAUGAAUAUUGUAUGAUGGUCAGAUUUUUACUUUUUUAUAGGAUAGUGUCAUAGGCGUAUAUGUCUGUCAAUAUUGUGACUGCCAAUUUUUUUUUGCCAUAAUCACCUUUCGCAUACAGUUUUUUGAUAUAUUUAUCAUGAUAGCAAUAUUAUGUUAUUAUCAUACAUUAUUUAUUUUAUUAUAUAUUUAAAUUUAUUAUGUAACUUUUUGCGAAAUGAUGAUUAUAGCGAAAAUGUAAUGCAAAAGAUUAUGGACAUACAAUUUAAUGAGAACAUUAUAAGUCAUAAAUCUUCCUUAAUGAAAAAAACAUUACACUUUUCUCCUUAAUGUGAAAUGUAAAUUUGCAAGUAUAUUCCAUAACUCCGAAUUUUUAUAAAACAAUAUUAUGACGUCAUUGAUUUAACUUCAAUAGUAUUCCAUUUUAUUACAAUUUAUAGUAUUCUAACUUAUCUAGCCAAUCAGCUAUAAAUCCAAGCGAUAAAUAAUUAAUAUAAGAGCUAAACUUUCUUAUAUAACGGCUAAUGUGAAAGAUUGACCAGAAAUAUAACAGACCUUUGAAUGAUAGCGUGUCAGAUAGGAGUCGGUUUGUGUAAAUACCAAUCGUAGCCGAAAAAUGUAAGGACAUUAUAUGUGGGCCAUUUGCACAUUUAAUAUUGACUUAAUAUCCGAAUU
Amyelois transitella is the source of this 1965-nucleotide messenger RNA. RefSeq names its product peroxisomal targeting signal 2 receptor (gene Pex7). Bases 193 to 1125 code for a protein of 310 amino acids. Gene Ontology annotation, biological process: protein import into peroxisome matrix. The transcript is spliced from 8 exons. The record is from RefSeq and is a predicted model, not a curated record. NCBI's taxonomy places the organism in Eukaryota, Metazoa, Arthropoda, Insecta, Lepidoptera, Pyralidae. Gene Ontology annotation, molecular function: protein binding. Gene Ontology annotation, cellular component: peroxisomal matrix; cytosol.